AUGAAAAAAGGUGCUAAGAAUCAAAAGCCUGUAAAUUACUACAACUAUUUUCUAGAUCUAGGUGAUAGCUGCUAUGCAGAAAACAAGCUCGAAGAAGCCAUAACAGACUAUAGAUCUGCGAUUAACCUUCUUAAAACUUCAGAUAAAAAAGACGAAGUCAAACUUAAAUCUGACCUAGCUAUUGCUUACAAUAAAAAAGCAUUUGCCUGGUAUAUACUAGGGGGAAAUGACCACAAAGCAGCAAGGGAAUUAAAAAAAGCAGUUUCUCUCAAACCUGAUUAUGCUGAAGCCUUUAAAAACUUGGGCAUCGUUUUACAAAAUUUUUGUGAUAAUGAUAAAGCAACAGAAGCAUAUGACAAAGCAAUCGAACUUAAUCCAAAUGACACAGCUCCUCAUAUCGCCAAGGGCAUAUCAUUUAAUGCAUGUCAUGAACUUUCUAAAGCAAUAGAAAGCUUUAACGAGGCAAUUAAAAUUGAUCCUAAUGAUCCAAAUGGUUACAUUUAUAAAGCAUAUGCUCUUGAAUCUUUAAAUAAACUUUCUGAGGCCGAAGACUGCAUUAAUCUAGCAAUCAGUUUAAAUCCAAAUUAUGAGGAUUCUUACUUUUAUAAAGCAUUAUUUCUUUCUCUGGCAGGUAGAAAUCUCGAAGCAGCAGAAUGCAUCAAUGAAACAUUUAGGUGUGAAAUUAAUGAUCCAAUUUUUUAUAUAAAGCGUGGCCAACUGCUCACUCCCCCACUUUAAAUUGGAACAAAAAAUCCUGUUCCAAUUUAAAGGUGGUUAAGAAAAAGUUUUAAAAAAAAAACAAAAUUAUAUAAAAGUUAAAGAGACAAUAAAUUGUAUGCAUUUAUAUUCAACAACAUUCAUCCCUUAAAAUUGAAAAAAAAUAGUGUUUAAUUUUUGAUUCUGCAUAUUAAAUUAGAUAUUAAGAUAUAUUACAUAUAAAUUAUGAUUUUUGCCUAUAAAAUUUUCAUUAUAAAAUUGAAUUUUGUUCCAAUUUAAAGGGGGGUUAACUCCCCAAAAAAUGGAAAUUUUACCUAUAUUUUGUUCCAAUUUAAAGGGAAGGGAGUCAGUGAUCUAAAAUUAGAAGCAGAAGCUCUAAAAGAUUUUAAGAGUGCUUUAAAUCUAUUCCAAGAAAUACUGUCAAAAGAAAAUAGUCAUAGAAUAAUUAAUAAGCCUCAUUGGGGAGCGCUGUGGUAUUUAACAAUUAAUCAGCUUCAUCUUGAGUUCCUUGAGGAAAUUAUUGGAAUGCAGGAGUGCUUUACUGAAUUAAAGAAGGAGCUUGAAAGACGUAAGACUGAUGAGCAAAGCUUAGAUGAAAAAAUUGUUGAGAAAUAUCAAGCAAUUAAAAAGCAACAGCCUGAAAUCCUUAAAUUUGCAAUUGAAAAACUAAGGGAUUCUCUUUAUACUCCAUUUUGCACUUCUCAUAUAGAGAGAGAGAAAUCUUUAUUACUUAAAGGCCUUUAUUUCAGGGCCAUGUCCCGAUUAAAAAUUUUUUUUAACUUUCUUCUUUUCCUAAAAUCUUUGGAUAAAAUUUUAGUAAAAUUUUCUGAACCCACGUAAUCCGCGAUUUUUUCGAUUUCUGAGUCUGAUAUGAAUUUUCUAUAUCUGAUGAAAUUUGAAUCUGAUCUAAAUUUUAUUUUCUUGAUAAUGUUUGAUUCUGAUAUCAAUUUUAUUUUUCUGAUAAAAUUUGAAUCUGAUCUAAUUUUUAUUUUUCUGGUGUUCAGGAUUUUCUUAUCGAUUGUCUUCUUAUCAUCAAUGAUCACCUCAGUCUUCCUAUAUUUGAAGGUUUCCUGAAUAGAAUCUAUUUCAUCUAGUAUUUUUCCAUCUAAACGACUUAAAAACUCCAAUAUUUUGUCAUCUGUAUCAACAUUUUCUGCAUCACUAUCAUUUCAUUCAUACUCUGAUUUCAGAAUUAUCAAGUAAUCCUGUAUCAAUAAGUUCAUUUAAUAGUAAAAGUUCGAAAAAUUCAUCCUGUAAAGCUCCGUUUUCUUCACAAAAGGAAGAAGAAUAGGAAACAUUACUUUCCGAAUCUUCCAUUAAAAUAAAAGUCUUCUCAUAUAGAAGAUAAAUUAUUUUCAUUAAAAGAAGAUAUCAUUGAUUUCUGGCUGCCUCAGUCAAGGAAAGAGGUUAGACUUGAAUUAGAGCUUAAGAUAAAAGCUGACAUAGAAGGGAGUCGAAGGCUUAAAAAAUAUUGUGAUGCUCUAUUUGAAAGACUCAAUGUUGCUGUUAAUGAAGCAGAAAAUAGAUCUUAUCAACGCUUGGAAAAUCAACCAGCCGUUUGACAAACCAUAGAUCUAUUUUUUGAAGAUAGAGUUCUAGAUAAUAUAAAAGUCCCAUUUGGUGCUAGAGGAGGAGGACUUUAUCAUGUUCUUGGCAAUAAACAAUAUUUCCUUUACUCCCCCUUCGUGCGAGCAAAACCAUUUGAAAAAUCACUAUUUUUUGCCUAAAAACAAAAAUUUUUAAUAGAAAAAUUUGAGAUAUAAGUGAUAAUUAUUAUAAUGAAAUCUCUAGUUAAUUCUGCUUAAUUUUAAAACAAAUUGCACUUAAAACAUAAAUUUUGCAAAUUAAAAAUAAAUAUAUUUUCUUUCCAAUUUUGCGAAUUAAUUUUUUUAAAAAAAUAUUAAUCCCCCUCAAGCGAAUUGUUCGCGCACGAAGGGGGAGGAGUUGGUAAUUUGAGCCCAUGUGCUGAAUUGCGGCCAUAUGUUAUUAGAAAAACAGCAGAGACACUCACCAUAGCGAAUAGAGAAAAAAUAAAGGCAGCAAAGCAUAAUCCUGAAGUGCAGUUUUGAAUUGAAAAUGGACUUAUUGCUAAAUACAAUGAUUACUUUAUGCUAAAUCUUGACGAUGAUCUCUAUAAAAAGAAAUAUCAAAUUUUGGGCUGCCUUGACGCUUUGUUGAUUAUUAUUGCAGCUUGGGGUAGCUUUUUUACAUAUAAACUAACUUCAGAAGAAAGGAUUAAUCUGCUAGUAUCAGCGAAUUCUUCGUUUAAAUUCACUGAAGGAAAAUUCAUAAUUACAGAUCCCAAACUUCAAUGUCCACCAAAAAAUAAAAAAGAGGCAUGCUGCAAUAUUUUUUAG
Molecule: messenger RNA, 3074 nt
Organism: Blepharisma stoltei
Lineage: Eukaryota; Ciliophora; Heterotrichea; Heterotrichida; Blepharismidae
Source: the annotation of a GenBank genome assembly